GAAUUUCUCUAGCAACCAUUCAACAAUAUGGCGGCUACAGUUAUACCUGAGCAUUGGCACUAGAAGGAUAGUAACGUUCAUGUAGAAAAUGACACUGAAUCCUCUAGCAAACCCAAAAGGGUUAAAAUUAGUUUGUGAACUGUGCCAAAAACCAGCGUAUAUUCAGUGUACAAAAUGUCGUGUCACAUAUUAUUGUGGUAUCGAACAUCAGAAAGCAGACUGGAUGGGAAUUCAUGAGAAAAUAUGUCAGAGUUUGAUUGCAUUAAGACAAGCUGCCCCAUUCCUUCCAUCUGAGGAAGAGAGACAAAAACGAGAAAAGCAACUGCAGAGUAAAAAGGAACAUAUGAUUGUUUUGACCAGAACCACGGGACAGAAAUUGCUUUUUGAGGGACGCCAUGAGCAGGCCGUGCCAGCAGCCAUGCAGUCCUUGCGGUUUGCCAUUGAUGUGCAUGGCUUAGCAAGCAUUGAGCUGGUACCCUCUUACCUAAUUCUUGGAGAAGCCAGCAUAGGACUUGGUAGAUUAAAUCAAGCUGAGGAAUAUCUAGCACAAGCCCAGUGGACAGUCCUUAAAACACCAGAAUGUUCAAAUGCAAUAAAAUCCAAACUGUACAGAAAUCUUGGACUUCUGUAUGCCGCGAAAGGAGAGUACGAGGAGGCACUGAGGCAGCUGGCUGAUGAUAUAUACCAUUCAUCUGAAGAGUGUGGCACAGGUGACAUAAGAACCUCAGGUGGAUACUUUCACAUGGCUAACGUUUUCUUCCGACAAGGACGCAUGGAGGUCGCAGAUUCUCUGUACAGUGAAGUUUCAAACAUUUGGUACAAUCACUUACUAAAGAUUGUUCAAGUAAGGACAAAAACCCCAGCUGCCCAGCAAGGAAUUGGACCAUUAAUCCAAGAACAGAUGGAAGAGGAAGAUUCACUAGAUGAAGCUCAAGAAGCUGAGGCCAUACAGGUGCUAAAUGCAAUAUAUGACAUGAGGGAACAUCAGUCAAACAGAAAACCACAGGAUCUAGCUCUGGUUUGCCAUGCACUGGCCAUGUUAUACUUCAUACUCUUCGAUAUACAGAAGGCAAAAGAGUUUGGUCGUAAAGCAGUUGUUGCUAGUGAGGGAGAUCCAAAUGACAAUCUAUCUCGAUCUGUCGUGGAAUUCAUGAAGAUAUUAGAAACUCAGAGGGUUGCUAAUUGACUGUGAUUUUUCUUUUGAAAUGAAAAUCAUAUAUGUAUUUUACAAUAUGUAUAUUUGUUGUAUAAUGUAAUAACUUUUAAGGUCAUUAUCCAGUACUGGCAUAUAAUGUUUCAACAUUGAAAACACAUUGAAUUAUAGUCGAAAUUCGAUUUUCAAAUCCAAACCAUUUUUCAGCGUUUGAAGUUUAUGUUGAAUCUUUGUGCCUGCUGGGUAGUAACCGUCUUUGAAAUAUACAAAUUAAAAGUUUUACACUA
Messenger RNA from Ostrea edulis (European flat oyster), 1440 nucleotides. RefSeq names its product zinc finger MYND domain-containing protein 12-like. NCBI's taxonomy places the organism in Eukaryota, Metazoa, Mollusca, Bivalvia, Ostreida, Ostreidae. The record is from RefSeq and is a predicted model, not a curated record. The transcript has 8 exons. Gene Ontology annotation, molecular function: protein binding. Bases 89 to 1186 code for a protein of 365 amino acids.